GCGCGGCGGGGCCAUGGACCGCGUGAGCAGCUCCAUGAAGCAGGUGUCCAACCCGCUGCCCAAGGUGCUGAGCCGGCGGGCGGGCGGCGGCGGCCUGGAGGCGGAGCGGGAGAGCUUCGAGCGUGCUCAGACUGUCAGCAUCAAUAAGGCUAUUAAUGCGCAGGAAGUGGCUGUCAAGGAGAAACACGCCAGAACAUGCAUCCUGGGCACGCACCACGAGAAGGGGGCGCAGACCUUCUGGUCGGUGGUGAACCGGCUGCCGCUGUCAGGCAACGCCGUGCUCUGCUGGAAGUUCUGCCACGUCUUCCACAAACUCCUCCGGGAUGGCCACUCGAACGUCCUGAAAGACUCCGUGAGAUACAAGAACGAGCUGAGCGACAUGAGCAGGAUGUGGGGCCACCUGAGCGAGGGCUACGGGCAGCUCUGCAGCAUCUACCUCAAACUGCUGAGAACCAAGAUGGAGUUUCACACCAAGCUGUCUCUCUCCCACUUGCGCAGGGAAGAGGAGUUGCAUCGCUCCAACACUUCCACUCCAGUGAAAUCGGACAAGGAGCUGCAGACGGAGAAAGCGGUGGAGACGCCGGUGCGGAAGAAGCAGAAUUCCCUGAGCCCGCCGUCCGCGUCGGGGAGCAGCGGGAAGCGCAAGCGGAAGAUCCAGUUGCUGUCGUCUCGCCGGGGGGACCAGCUGGCGCUGCCCCCGCCGCCUCAGCUGGGCUACUCCAUCACGUCGGAGGACCUGGAUGCAGAGAAGAAGGCAGCGUUGCAGUGGUUCAACAAAGUCUUGGAGGAUAAGGCUGAUGCGGUCCCCAGCACCACUGCAGAGACUACGCCCGUGUCCAGGCCGCUGGCGUUCGCCGUGACCUCCCCGGGGCCUGCGCCUGCCUCGACAGCUCCUGCCCCAGCCAGCACCAACUCGCUCCUGGACAGCCUGAAGAAGAUGCAGAGCAGCCAGACUGCGCCCACGCCAGCAGACUCCACGGGAGCUGCCAUGGCAUCCCAGCCGCCUUCAUCAGCUGCACAGCCGCCCGCUCCUGCUGUAUCGCUGGAGUCAAGUUCUCUGCCUGCCACCUCUGCUGACACCAAGCCUGUGCCCGUGUCGAGCACGCCUGCCCCUACUGCCCCCGCCGCCUUGGGGGUGCAGGCCCCCAGCAGCCUGGCACCUCCUGCGUUCACAGAGCUGGGCCAGACCCCCAGCAAGCCUCCCUCCUUCCCAAAGCCAAACAUCCUUUUCGGGAUGCCGAACACCCCUUCUGCCAGCCAGCCGGCAACGACUACAGCCGCUACUGUGCCCACCACAACCGCUGCUGUGCCCACCACAACCCCUGUCUUCAAACCCAUCUUUGGCGCUUUGCCGAAAAGCGAGAGCACAGCACCCUGUACGGCUGUCGUCUCCGCCACAGUCACCGUGUCUGCGAGCUCAGGUGCUUCCUCGACAUCCUCCACCACCACCAUGUUCAAGCCUAUCUUCGGCAGCGUCACCACAGCUUCAUCUCCAGCGAAGGCCUCUCCUUUUGCCUUCAAACCGACAUCACAGCCGGCCUCGGCCGCAGAUCUGCCAGCAGCCUCCACGACUACCCUGGCAGGAUUCACAGGUCUCCCUAAUGUCAUCUUCACCACCGCAGCUACGACUGCCACCACGCAGAGUUCCUCCACGGAUGCCACCAUUAAACCCGUCUUCAGCUUUGGACUCAACCCGCCCGCCUCCACCGGCCCCACCGCCAGCCUGACCGUCACCGCUGCCACGUCCACCAGCACAUCACAGCCCUUCCUGUUCGGGGGCCCGGCCGGCUCAGCUCCCAGCACAGAAACCAGCUUUGCCACCCCAGGGCCUGUGUUCCAGUUCGGAAAGCCACCUCCAGCCACGGUCACUGCCACCACCAGUGUCCCAGGAGGCCCUGCCUUUGGCCAAGCACCUUCAAACUCAACAGCUCCUACCACCACUGUGGGCUUUAGCAUAUUUGGGGGCACCGCACUGACCUCUUCUACCCCAGCCACCACAGGUCAAGCGACGUUGACAUUCGGCUCCUCCGUUUCAGCUUUUGGCAGUUCCUUCAGCGCAAGCGCGAAGCCACCGCCGCCGUAUCCCGGCGCGGCGAGUCAGCCCGCCUUCAGUGCCGGUGCUGCGGAGAGCCAGCCACCCGCCAGCAAGCCCGCUGCUGGCCCCGUCAGCUUCGGCCCCCCGUUCAGUUUUGGAGCCCCCACGGCCCAGUCCGCUGCUCAGCCGGCAUUCGGCAGCGGUGCUCAGCCAGCCUUUGGCACAACCAGUGCCCAGGGCUCCUUCGGCACGAGCAGCACCCAGGCAGCAUUUGGGACCACCACGUCGGUCUUCUCUUUCGGGACAGCCACCUCCACCACGGCCAGCUUCGGUUCCACCACCCAGACCACGAGCAGCAGCACUGGCACCGCCGUCUUCGGCACCACCCCUUCUCCUUUCACCUUUGGGGCGACCGCCCAGCCGGGCCCCUCUGCCAGCGCCUUCGGGAUCGGCACACCCGCCCUGAGCAGCGGCUCUCCCGCCGUGGCGUUCAGCUUCGGGGCUGGGCAGAGCGGGGCAGCCCCGGCGGCAACGCCGUUCGGCUCUUCCCUGACUCAGAGCGCGCUGGGUGCGCAGAAUCAGAGCACGCCCUUCGCCUUCACCGUGCCCAGCACGCCCAACAACAAGCCCGUGUUUGGAGGAACUCCUGCGCCCACCUUCGGGCAAAGCACGCCCGUCCCGGGAGCAGUGGGGAGCGGAAGCAGUAGUCUUUCCUUCGGGACGCCCAGCACUCCUGCCUCAGGCUUCGGAGGAGUCGGCGCUUCCUUCGGUUCGUCCACCCCCGCCUUUUCCAUCGGGGCAGGAUCCAAGACGGGCGCUCGCCAGCGGCUGCAGGCACGGAGACAGCACACCCGCAAAAAGUAACCUCCGGUGCUGCUGGGCCCCCGCUGCCGGCCUGCGCGAGGAGCCCCUGCACGCGCGUGGGGGGCUCCGGCCUAGAGCGGUCCCCGUGGUGGGAGCAGUGGUGAUGGGGCCAGGCCCCCGUCUCUGAUGCCAGCCGGAGACCGUGCUGGGUGGCCACAACCGGGGUGGGACGGGAUAAACCAAACUCUUCUUACUUGAACAGUUCCACAGCCAAGGCUGGAUGAACCUCUGUACAUAUCUGCAGCGUUUCCUCCCUCACUUUAUUUUGCCAUGUUUCAUAACGUGUAAAUUUUUCCCCAUUUGCUUCUUCUAGCUGUUCCCAUGCCCUCCUCCCCAGCCCCCCGACAGUCAGGCCCCUGCCCCGUGGCACGGCAGCCGGCAGAGCCGCACGUCCCCGCUCAGAGCCCGGCUGGAGACGUGCCGCGUUCCUGCCGGCCGCACUUCCAGGCCGCUGAGGGAUGCCGUCUUCACCAGGUCCCGAUAUCUUUCCCCAUUGUUUCAUCUCGUGGCCUGGUGAACACGCUCCCUCCGGAGGGCUCUGCUUCGUUGCCGUCCCUGCAGACCACGAGCCGGGGUUAGUGCCAGCCAGGCGUGGGCGUCUCGGUGCCCGUGGGUGACCGACCUGGCUUCUGCAGCCGGGUGAUGACCCCCUCGCUGUCAUCUCCCAUCGGACCUCCAGCCGAGGGCGCGCCGUAGCCUGGGACCUCGG
Molecule: messenger RNA, 3608 nt
Organism: Gymnogyps californianus (California condor)
Lineage: Eukaryota; Metazoa; Chordata; Aves; Accipitriformes; Cathartidae
Gene: POM121
Product: POM121 transmembrane nucleoporin
Exons: 12
Coding region: 14-2899 (961 amino acids)
Biological process (GO): endocytosis; clathrin coat assembly; actin filament organization
Cellular component (GO): actin cortical patch; presynapse; extrinsic component of postsynaptic membrane
Molecular function (GO): clathrin-cargo adaptor activity; phosphatidylinositol-3,4-bisphosphate binding; actin filament binding
Source: RefSeq, a predicted model, not a curated record